Molecule: messenger RNA, 1331 nt
Organism: Baudoinia panamericana UAMH 10762
Lineage: Eukaryota; Fungi; Ascomycota; Dothideomycetes; Mycosphaerellales; Teratosphaeriaceae
Exons: 2
Coding region: 164-967 (267 amino acids)
Biological process (GO): translation
Cellular component (GO): mitochondrial large ribosomal subunit; ribosome
Molecular function (GO): structural constituent of ribosome
Source: RefSeq, a predicted model, not a curated record
GUUGGCACUUAGACUUCGCGUGCGAUACACUGUACCAUCAGCUAAGAUGCCGCCCAGAGCUUCACGCAGGCUUUUUAGCCUACCACCCCAAUUUCUAUGCCCGUCAGUGCCUCGCAGCUUCAUCCGAACAAUCAAGAGCAUCCAGCCGCGGCAGAAGACGAGAAUGGAUCGCUUCAACAAUGGCCCGGAUCUACCUGUGCUUGGCUCCUCCAAGAAGGCAGCAUUCGAGCGUAGAGAGCCUAUGCUGCCUCACCGAACUGGCGCACUGGUCAUCAAGAAGGGUAUGACCGCCAUGUACGACCCGGUAACGGCCAAGCGCACGCCAUGUACAGUUCUUCAGCUCGAUAGGUGUCAGGUCAUCAGCCACAAACGGCGCGAGAUCCAUGGCUACUGGGCAGUGCAGGUAGGAUGCGGGACGAAGGAGGCCAGAAAUGUCACGAGACCGGAGAGAGGUCACUAUGCGGCGCAAGGAGUACCUUUGAAGCGACAUCUUGCCGAGUUCAGGGUGAAGAACGCAGACGGUCUACCAGAAGUUGGUAGUGUCAUCACUGCAGAUCUCUUCCAGGAAGGACAGUACAUCGAUGCUCGAGGUAUUACGCGGGGUAUGGGCUUCGCGGGUGGCAUGAAGCGGUGGGGUUGGGGAGGCCAGCCUGCUUCCCACGGUACUUCGCUCACACAUCGCGCCAUGGGUUCGGCAGGUGCUAGUCAAGGGUCUGGCUCGCGUGUGCAUCCGGGCAAGCAUAUGCCCGGACGCAUGGGUGGGGAAGGGCAUACGGUGCAGUGUCUGAAGGUUUUAAAGGUCGACAAAGAGAACGGCAUAGUGGUGGUCAAUGGUGCAGUCCCCGGGCCGAAGAAAAGCAUCGUCAAGAUCCAAGAUGCAAUUAAGAAGCCGUGGCCGGAGGUUGGUCUCACGAUUGGUGUAUCGACUAUGGGCAGCACGUCGGAAGCGCUUGAGGCGCGAGUAUGAGUAUGGCUUCAGACUAUGUAAGAAAGACGGAUUACAAGAGCAUAACCAGAGAUGGUGUUCUACUCAACGCGGGUCAGCGCCAGGUGGUAUCGGGCUGAUUCCUAGACUCGCAUCGUGCAACACCAGGCUGCAUGCCUUAGUAAUCUCAACCUCAAUCUGUUGACGCUUGCACUUAGUGCCUCGUUAUAUAACAGUGCUGGUCGUACCGUGUUGCUAACGGUUGGUGCUGGACUGUUCCGUAACGUCAAGUGGUGUUCCACCAAGCUUCCUUGAGACCAAUCUCACUGCGGCCGUCCAUACAUCCACCUCCUCUCACGCCGCCUGAGCUCCUCCAAUCUCUCCCUCUCCGCCCGCGCCUUCCUCU